CCCAUAUUUUUGCUUCCGAUGGCUGUCGACGCAAAAACAGCUAUUUCCGACAUCCCCGCAUUGUAUUGUACUAUACAUGGCUCACAAUCUUAUCGCAUUUCAGUCAUUGACAGUUCAUCGCAGUGGAGCAUCAAUCUUAAUGCAGCCGCAAUCCUUAAAGAGCGCGUUUAUCUGACAGUUCGGACCUGCAAGAGCUAUGAAUAUCUACACAAGUACCGGGAGGGUUCUCUAUCCUAGCUGUAUAUUAACCAGUGCCCUCUCGCAUGGCCAUCUUUCUCUAUCGCCAUGUCCUUUGCGCUCGAAGUCGAUUCGGCUCGCGAUCCGUCCACAACACGAUCAGGGAACGUAACCAUCUCGCAUCCCCAUGUCGAUGCGAUACCUGAACUCAAAGAGGAGCCUCUGAAAUGGACUCCAUCCAAGGCGGAAUUAUUGGGAUCUUAUAUGUCAAUAGCCGGUGCCGCAUGUGGAUUUAUUUCGGAUGGUUACCAGAAUAACCUAAUGACCAUGGCCAAUGUCGCGUUCAAGAAGUUGUAUCCUAGCCAGUAUACUUCCAAGGUGUCCACUCGAGUGUCCAACUCUUUGCUAGUGGGUGAUGUUCUUGGGCAGCUCUUCGUCGGGGUCCUUUGCGAUCGAGUAGGACGGAAAGCCGGUCUCGUGUUCACAACAGUUCUGAUAGUACUCGGUGCAACCUUGGCCACUGCAGCACACGCCGUGCAUGGCAACGUUCGGAGCCUAUUCUGGUGGCUGACGGUGGCCAGAGGCAUUAUUGGAUUCGGCACUGGAGGGGAAUAUCCUGCCUCGUCCACGGCCGCAAGUGAAUCAGCCAACGAGUCUAUGCUCAGCAAUAGAGGGCCAGUGUUCCUGAUUGUUACAAAUGGUGUCCUCAGCUUCGGCGGGCCACUGGCAGUGUCCGUAUUUCUGAUCGUCUUAUCAGCAGCCGGCGAGAACCAUCUGAAUACCGUCUGGCGUGUAUGUUUCGGCAUUGGCAUCGUGCUACCUAUGGCCGUGUUCUAUUUUCGGAUGCGUAUGAUGACUCCGAAGUUGUACCGCAAAGGAGCGAUUAAGCGCCGCGUCCCAUAUUGGCUUGCCUUCAAGAGGUAUUGGAAGACACUGAUUGGUACGGGCGGUGCCUGGUUCGUCUAUGAUUUCGUAUUCUUCCCUAAUACGGUGUUUUCUGGCACCAUCAUAUCAACGAUCAUAAAAACCGGAAACAUCAAGGCAACCGCUGAAUGGCAACUGCUUCUAUUAACGAUAGCUUUACCAGGCGUUUGGAUUGGCAUACUCCUUUGCAACCCACUGGGAAGACGUAACACGUUAAUGCUUGGGUACGGCGGGUUCAUUGUCUUCGGUCUCAUAAUCGGCAUCGGCUACACCAAGCUCCUGCGGAUCAUUCCGCUCUUCAUUGUACUCUACGGAUUGAUGCAUUCGUUGGGCAGCUUGGGUCCAGGCAAUCUGAAUGGCCUCGUUAGCGCGGAAGCGUACCCUACUCCUAUACGGGGCACAUUCUACGGUCUGUCAGCCGCGAUUGGUAAAACAGGUGCCGCUAUAGGUACUGAAGUCUUCCAACCAAUACGGGAACAUCUAGGACAAAGGUGGACGUUCAUCGUUGCUGCGAUCUGCGGCAUCCUCGGGAUCGUGAUCACCUAUUUCUUGGUGCCCGACAUGACGGGCGUGGAUCUUGCUCAUGAGGACCAGAAAUUCCUCCAAUAUCUCGCUGACAACGGAUGGGAGGGACAGAUAGGCGACGAGGAUGAUGUUGAACUCGUAGAAACUGAAAAGGCCAGCUGUGUCGAGAAGGAGAAAAGUGGAUGAGAUGUGGCGUCUUUUUCUGUUUGUGAUUGGGAUGAAUCAGAGUUGUGCGGAGGGGUUCUAGGCAGGAACAAAUGUGUGCUUGGAGUCGACAUCAACAACAGUCCGAUAAAGUGCAUCGCUGAGACCUAUAACAUGUAUAUACAACUAUGGCGACCUCACGGCCAUGAUUGCUAUGUAUUUUCUGGCUUGGCGCAUUUUCUCUUCUCAAUCCUGCCGGUUCUUGGGCAUCGCAUUUCCUGCCAGGACACAGGCUCCAUGGUUGCACCUGCUUCACUUGUCGCAAAUAUCACCCCGAGAUCGUUCCGAGCAGUGGUGACAUAGUAACUUCGGGCAUCGCCAAGCGAGAU
Molecule: messenger RNA, 2159 nt
Organism: Laetiporus sulphureus 93-53
Lineage: Eukaryota; Fungi; Basidiomycota; Agaricomycetes; Polyporales; Laetiporaceae
Product: MFS Git1p-like glycerophosphoinositol permease
Exons: 20
Coding region: 286-1812 (508 amino acids)
Biological process (GO): transmembrane transport; carboxylic acid transport
Cellular component (GO): plasma membrane
Molecular function (GO): carboxylic acid transmembrane transporter activity
Source: RefSeq, a predicted model, not a curated record